CCAUGGUAAUUAGAUCUGGCCAAUGUGGGCCCUGGGCUCCGGCCUGGGGGCAUAUAAGGGGGGCCCGGGGCAACAGACCCCUCAUAUCACUCAGAGGUCUCCUCUCUACCCUCAUUCCUCUGCGUCCAUCUCCUGAGUCCACUCAGACUCCCCUCUCCAGCCAACAUGGACGUCUUCUCACCAUCCCAGGUCUACUACGACAGAGCGUGCGCUUCGUCCCCGGACAGCCUGGAGUUCGGCCCCGGCGUGGAGCUGGAUGGCUCCGAGGAGGACGAGCAUGUGAGGGUACCCGGGGCCCCUCACCAGCCGGGACACUGCCUCCAAUGGGCCUGCAAGGCCUGCAAGCGCAAGUCCAACUUCGUGGACCGCAGACGCGCCGCCACCAUGCGUGAGCGCCGGCGGCUGAAGAAGGUCAACCACGCUUUUGAGGCUCUGAGGCGCUGCACCUCAGCCAACCCCAGCCAGCGCCUGCCCAAGGUGGAGAUCCUGCGCAACGCCAUCCAGUACAUCGAGAGCCUGCAGGAGCUGCUACGAGAGCAGGUGGAAAACUACUACGGCCUUCCUGGGGAGAGCAGCUCAGAGCCCGGGAGCCCGCUGUCCAGCUGCUCUGACGGCAUGGCUGACAGCAACAGUCCGGUGUGGCAACAUCUGAAUGCAAACUACAGCAGCGGAUAUUCAUAUGCGAAGAACGAGAGUUUAGGCGAUAAGGUGCCCGGAGCCUCCAGCCUGGAGUGUCUCUCCAGCAUCGUGGACCGCCUCUCCUCGGUGGACACUAGCUGCGGCGGGCCGGCGGCUCUGAGAGACAUGGCCACCUUCUCCCCCGGCAGCUCCGACUCGCAGCCCUGCACGCCGGAGAGCCCCGGGUCCAGGCCCGUCUACCACGUCCUGUGAGGGGGGACUUUGACGUGGAUAUAUUGCCACAGGAGGGCGGCGGCCUGCUUUCACCGAACGCCAGCUGCAUUUGCAACAAGAGAUAAGAACUAGACUCAGCUGCGUGCGAGGACCUGCGGCGAACAGCUUUAAUAUUGUACAUGAGAAUGUAAAUAUGUAAUGUAAAUGCCCAUUUAUUCUAUACAUGCUAUUAUACCCAGUGAGACAUAUUUAAUUAUGACAGUUAAUGUAAUGUUGCAUUAU
Epinephelus fuscoguttatus (brown-marbled grouper) is the source of this 1134-nucleotide messenger RNA. It is a transcript of the gene myf5, whose product is annotated as myogenic factor 5. Lineage: Eukaryota; Metazoa; Chordata; Actinopteri; Perciformes; Serranidae. Gene Ontology annotation, molecular function: protein dimerization activity; RNA polymerase II cis-regulatory region sequence-specific DNA binding; DNA-binding transcription factor activity, RNA polymerase II-specific. Bases 166 to 891 code for a protein of 241 amino acids. The record is from RefSeq and is a predicted model, not a curated record. Gene Ontology annotation, biological process: regulation of transcription by RNA polymerase II; positive regulation of myoblast differentiation; muscle organ development. The transcript is spliced from 3 exons.